CUUUUAAUGCGUGGUUUUCCCACGCUGGGUGGGAGACAACACUGGACUAGAAUAUGUUGGUUUUAUGGGUUAUUUUCAGGGUUGAGGUCACUAUUCGAAAAAUCGUUCCUCGAUAAAGAAAAAAAAUAUUCCCGAAUCAAAAUCGAUCCUCGAUUCAGUACAGAGGGGUGCUCAAUUCACCCGUGCUAUAUUCAGAUUGCAAACAUGGUAGAAACAAAGAAGCAAAACCUCUGAGAAUGACCACUCCCUAGUUUAAAUGGGACACUUUGGGUUAGGGUAGAGGGAGCGUUCGGGGGAGGGGGGAAUUAGGAAGGACAACAGAGCAUCCCGUGUGUUCAUCUCAGUAAAUGGAGCGCAGUGAAAACCAUUGAGAUGCUCCUUUACGCCGCGGUUGUUGCAUCCGGGAUCACUUGUGCGCUCAGCAGCACCCGAGAGGGACGGACAGCGCCCACAGAGCAGGAGAGGAUGGCGUGGAAAGGAGUUCAGUUCAAUUGAACGAGAGAGUGAGCGAGAGUUGUGAGCCGAGUUGGCACUGUGGAUUGUGUAGUUUUGUUUUGUUCGUAUACACAACUAGUUUUUCCGAAGCGAUGCUCUACGAAAUGUUAGACAUCUUUCACGCCAUUCAAAUCCGUAGAUGCUGGGUUUUUUUCGAGCAUAUUUGGGAGAAUAUCGGCGUCUAGAAAUCUGACGAGAGAAGGAUAUUUCUGGUGGAAAUAAUAUUUUCUUUCCAAGGGGUGUUCCCUCAGCCAGUAGCCUAGGGUGACUUGGGUUAAGUGUUUGUGAGGGGUUGGGGGGAAGGGAUCAGUCGGAGUGCUCGACCCAAGUCAGAAGGAUGCUGGUGGGCAAUGCCUGCAGAAAGAGAGGAUGAGAUCUGUCGAGAAGCUCUGGAGCUGCUCUCCGACCUGUGCUCCAGAGGCGAGGUGCAGAACGACAACUGCCUGGACUUCAUCUACUACUUCAGAGACCUCGCUAGACCGCGGUACACCGACUCAGAUGUCUCCGUCAGCCUGCUGUCGCUGCUGGUCACCGCCUGUGGCCUGGCGCUGUUCAGCGUCUCACUCUUCGUGUCCUGGAAGCUGUGCUGGGUGCCCUGGAGCUCACGCUUCCUGCCCAACGUCUUCAAGGGGGCUCACUUCCUGGGGGGGGACCAGCAGCCUGUGCUAACAGAGUCUAUCCGUCCCUUCCUCUAUUACUACAACCUACCACAUAUUCACCCUCAAGUGGAUGGAGAGGAAAGGGAGUACAGUGAGGAUGCGUGUGUCAAGCACAUGACGGGGCCACCGGCGGGCGUGGCCGUCCCCGAUUCAGCCAUGAAGAUCAGCCACACCUCACCGGACAUCCCCCUGGAGGCCCAGAGCAAAGUGGAGAAGAACCACCUCCACACCAUCGCCAGGGACCGGGUCCAGAGACAGAUCACUGAGCCCACCUCGUCUGUUCGCCACCACUCCAUCAGGAGACAGAUGAACCUGUCCAACCCGGACUUCAACCCGGGGCAGUUCCAGCGGCAGGAGUCCCUCUCGGGCCUGGGCCGGAUCAAACCGGAGCUCUACAAGCAGCGCUCGGUUGACGGGGAGGAGGGCCGGCGGGCCGACAGCUGCGGGCGUCUCCACUUUGUGCUGAAGUUCGACUGCGACCUGGAGCAGCUGAUCGUCAAGAUCCAUAAGGCCGAGGACCUGCCCGCCAAGGACUUCUCGGGCACCUCUGACCCGUACGUCAAGAUCUACCUGCUGCCCGACCGCAUGACCAAGCACCAGACCAAGGUGCACCGCAAGACACUGCAGCCCGUGUUCGACGAGGUGUUCCUCUUCCCCGUCACGUACGCAGAGCUGCCGGGCCGCAAGCUGCACUUCAGCGUGUACGACUUUGACCGCUUCUCCCGCCACGAUCUGAUUGGCCAGGUGGUGGUGGACAGCUUCCUGGAUCUGCCCGACUUCCCCCGGGAGACCAGACUGUGCCGGGACAUACAGUACGUCACCUCGGAUAAUGUGGACUUGGGGGAGCUGAUGUUCUCGUUGUGCUAUCUCCCCACGGCGGGCAGACUCACCAUCACCAUGAUCAAAGCCAGGAACCUGAAAGCUAUGGAUAUCACCGGAGCUUCUGACCCCUACGUGAAGGUGUCCCUCAUGUGCGAGGGUCGGAGGCUGAAGAAGCGGAAGACCUCGACCAAGCGCAACACCCUGAACCCCGUGUACAACGAGGCCAUCGUGUUCGACGUGCCCCCCGAGAACAUCGACCAGAUCAGCCUGCUCAUCGCCGUCAUGGACUACGACCGGGUGGGCCAUAACGAGGUGAUCGGUGUGUGCAGAGUGGGUAAUGAGGCCGAAAGUCUGGGCCGAGACCACUGGGGUGAGAUGCUUUCGUACCCCCGCAAGCCCAUCGCACACUGGCACCCCCUCGUAGAGUGGGUCGCCACCACCGGCGGUGGGAGUCAAGGAGGAUCCACCAACUCCCUGAAGGCACCCCCCUCACCUUGAAACACACACACACACACACACACACACACACACACACACACACACACACACACACACACACACACACACACACACACACACACACACACACACACACAAAUAGCACGUGAUAACAAAUGUGUGCUCACUAUCUCUAUGACAACAACGAUCAGCAUAGCUGCUGAUAAUCAAACUGAAUGAUAUAAAAUACAAUGUAGAGCUUGGUUUCUACUGUGGCAGCAGCAGUCUCCUUGUACUGUUAAUUAAUCGAUCAUUAAUGUAGCUUCACACUGCACUAGAACCAACGGGCUGAACAAUUCCUACUCUAUAUUCCUCUUGUAUCAUGACAACCAAAAACCACUUAAAAACAUUCCACACAAAAUAAAAAACAGUAUCACUAUAUUCAUUUUUAACUUUCUUAUUCAGUAAUAGUACUAACAUGUUGGACGAAACUGAUGAGCUCUAUUAACACUUCAGUCAUUACCUCUGAUGUACAAAAUGGACCAAAAUGUUAACCCGGCGAUUGAGUGAGGCUAUCGAUGUAACCUAUUUGAUUUAUGUUCUGGGGUAUCUGAAGGAAUUUUGUCUUAAGGGGGUAGUUAUGCUAACGUUUGUAACCUAAUUAAAAUGGACAUUCCCCAUUCUGAUUCAUGUAACUAAAUGGCACUUCAAGGUGUAGCACAUAUAUAUCACUGUAAGGCAGAAUACAUUUCAUUUCACUGUUGACAUGGUUUUCUACCAAAUGCAUGAUGAGAAAUUUCAGUGGUGGAGGUAAAAAUGGCGUGGUCGACUAUGUUAACUGUGAAAAACAGAGUCUUUUGUUUCGGCGGUUGGAGAAGACCCCUUUGCUAUACUCAAUGUGAUAGUCAGUGUUUGCACGAUAAAUCCUUACACUUAGCAACAACCAAUUUUGGUCAAGUUAAUGUUAACAUCCGCAAUCUAAUAAAACCUCAUAACAAUUAUCUUAAGUUAACUUACAGUUAACCUGUUUGUAAGCAAGUUAAUAUUGACUGUAUGCCCUGAGGAAAUUAGAAUUACUUCAAUGAAGCCAAGAGACACCAUUCAACAGCCAACUGAAAUUAAAGCACAUGGAGUUUUGAGCAAAUGCCACUGCAUCCAAAAAUGUGUGCCUUUACCAUCUGGACUUUAUAGACGAUACCCAAAAUACCCCCCCGCUCUCUCAGAAGCACUACCAGAGGUGGAAAUGCAUAGUGAGGAUAGCGCUGUAAGUUAACAGGAAAUUUGUAUUUCCUGUUUGCUAUCAACAGGAUCGAUUUGACAAACACACACACACACACACACACACACACACACACACACACACACACACACACACACACACACACACACACACACACACACACACACACACACACACGCUCGCGGACACACACAUAGGUACACAGACACACAAACAAACACAACCACUAGUUCAUUUGACUGCUCUAGUUACUUUGUUUCUGUUUCUUCUUGUUAUUUGGCCACAUCCUGUAUAAUGUAAGGGUAAAACAGGUACACAAGAUGUUAUGGAAGUGUAUAAGAAUAUUGUUCAAAGUAAUGAGAAGAAUAAAGGUAUUUCUUUUGAUCGUUUUAGGGACAAUGCAUGCAACGCCGUGUGUGAGAGAAUUGUCUUUGAAAAUAUUUUCUUGGUUGUGAAAUACUAAUUGUAUUGUUAACACAAAGCUAAUGAAACUAUUAGGCAAAAUGUGUCUGUUCAAAUGUUAUUAAUAAAAAUGUAUAAAUAUACACUAUCAAA
Messenger RNA from Gadus morhua (Atlantic cod), 4209 nucleotides. Its product is annotated as synaptotagmin-9. Gene Ontology annotation, biological process: calcium-ion regulated exocytosis. The record is from RefSeq and is a predicted model, not a curated record. The coding region runs from base 846 to 2474 and encodes 542 amino acids. Gene Ontology annotation, molecular function: clathrin binding; SNARE binding; calcium-dependent phospholipid binding. The transcript has 9 exons. Gene Ontology annotation, cellular component: dense core granule; exocytic vesicle; plasma membrane. NCBI's taxonomy places the organism in Eukaryota, Metazoa, Chordata, Actinopteri, Gadiformes, Gadidae.